CCGGCGGGCUCCACCCGGGCCAUGGAACUGCUCAAGCCCAACCGGAGCCUGCACGCAUCCGAAGCCGGACCCGGCCUGGGAGCCACUCUGUGCCGCCCGGAUGCCCCCCUCGUCAACGGCAGCAGUCCCAGCAACCUCAGCUGUGAGCUCCCGCGCAUCCGAGGAACGACUACAAGAGAACUGGAACUGGCCGUUAGAAUCACUCUGUAUGCUGUGAUCUUUCUGAUGAGCGUCGGAGGCAACGUGCUCAUCAUCGUGGUCCUGGGAUUGAGCCGCCGGCUGAGAACGGUCACCAAUGCCUUCCUGCUGUCCCUGGCAGUCAGCGACCUCCUGCUGGCCGUGGCUUGCAUGCCCUUCACUCUCCUGCCCAAUCUCAUGGGCACAUUCAUCUUUGGCACGGUCAUCUGCAAGGCGGUUUCCUACCUCAUGGGGGUGUCUGUGAGUGUGUCUACCUUAAGCCUUGUGGCCAUCGCCCUGGAGCGGUACAGCGCCAUCUGCCGACCACUGCAAGCGCGGGUGUGGCAGACACGUUCCCACGCAGCUCGUGUGAUCUUAGCCACUUGGCUGCUGUCUGGAUUGCUCAUGGUACCCUACCCCGUGUACACUGCUGUGCAGCCAGUGGGGCCUCGCGUGCUGCAGUGCGUGCAUCGUUGGCCCAGCGCACGGGUCCGCCAGACCUGGUCUGUCCUGCUGCUCCUGCUCUUGUUCUUUGUCCCUGGUGUGGUUAUGGCUGUAGCCUAUGGGCUUAUCUCCCGAGAACUCUACUUAGGGCUUCGCUUCGACAGUGAAAAUGACAGUGAAAGCAGGGUCCGGAUCCAAGGAGGACUGUCAGGUGGAGCUGCACCAGGUCUUGUCCACCAAAAUGGGCGGAACAAACCUGAGACUGGCCUGGCUGGUGAGGAGAGCGAUGGCUGCUAUGUACAACUUCCACGUUCCCGGCCUGCCUUGGAGCUGACAGCACUAACAGCCUCCACUCCUGGGCCAGGAUCUGGCCCUCGACCAACCCAGGCCAAGCUGUUGGCCAAGAAGCGUGUGGUGCGAAUGUUGCUGGUGAUUGUUGUGCUUUUUUUCCUGUGUUGGUUGCCGGUAUACAGCGCCAACACAUGGCGUGCCUUUGACGGCCCAGGUGCACACCGGGCACUCUCAGGGGCCCCCAUCUCUUUCAUCCAUUUGCUGAGUUAUGCCUCGGCCUGUGUCAACCCCCUGGUCUACUGCUUCAUGCACCGCCGCUUUCGCCAGGCCUGCUUAGAAACAUGUGCCCGCUGCUGUCCGAGGCCUCCACGAGCUCGCCCCAGACCUCUUCCCGAUGAAGAUCCCCCCACCCCCUCCAUUGCUUCACUGUCCAGGCUGAGCUACACCACCAUCAGUACAUUGGGGCCUCCCUGAGGGCUGGGGGAAUGGAGGAUGAGGUAGGACAGACCAUCCCUACCAGCACAGACUCAUUCAGACACACAAGAAACACAAACUCCAUCUGAUACCCAACAGCACGGAUGAAUCCCAGCAGACGGGAAAAGGUAGCUUGAGGAAACAAGAAUGGAACCUAGCCCAGGGAAGGAGGAAUACUUCCAUUAUGGAACUGAGGUUGUACCCCUAAAACUUUUGCACUGAUCUUGGUCAGACACACACAGCAUCCCUAGCAGUGAACUAUCUGGACACAAUAUGGAUUCUGGCAAAAGCGGACCUGUUCCUUGCAUUUAUUCAUGCAUUAACGGCACUGAUUUUUUUAGGGUCUAUGGAGCCUGCCACAGGACUUACUCAGGAUGCCCCUCCCCCCCGUUUGACCUCACUCUGCCCUGCCAGCAUUGAGAAUAAAAACAGGCCUAAUCUCAUACCUAUCUGACCAACAAGCUGGUUAGCACUGAAAAGUCCCUUCAUCUCUUCCCAGUUAAGGACAGUUGCCCUGUCCACUCCUCCCUCAGCAGACCUCUUCAAAAACUAAUAAAU
Molecule: messenger RNA, 1944 nt
Organism: Perognathus longimembris pacificus (Pacific pocket mouse)
Lineage: Eukaryota; Metazoa; Chordata; Mammalia; Rodentia; Heteromyidae
Gene: Cckbr
Product: cholecystokinin B receptor
Exons: 5
Coding region: 22-1386 (454 amino acids)
Biological process (GO): phospholipase C-activating G protein-coupled receptor signaling pathway
Cellular component (GO): plasma membrane
Molecular function (GO): cholecystokinin receptor activity; gastrin receptor activity
Source: RefSeq, a predicted model, not a curated record